Cyphellophora attinorum is the source of this 1248-nucleotide messenger RNA. RefSeq names its product putative MFS-type transporter. The transcript is spliced from 2 exons. Lineage: Eukaryota; Fungi; Ascomycota; Eurotiomycetes; Chaetothyriales; Cyphellophoraceae. Bases 1 to 1248 code for a protein of 415 amino acids. The record is from RefSeq and is a predicted model, not a curated record. Gene Ontology annotation, molecular function: transmembrane transporter activity. Gene Ontology annotation, biological process: transmembrane transport.
AUGGCGCCCCAACCAAGCGACGACCCAAAUGAUCCUCUCAACUUCGCCUUCAACAAAAAGCUCCGGAUCUUCGUGAUCACUGGUUUGGGCACAUGUAUCUGGGGCGCCACAUUGGGCCCAUUGCUCAACGCCAGCCUGGCAGAUAUCUCUGUGCAACUCCAGAUACCUUUCACGGAUGCCGUCAUUGCUUCAGGCUACCAACCGCUGGCAGUCGGCUGCUCCAUCAUGCCCGUCAAUGCCUUGGCCCGUCGGUGGGGUAAGCGGCCAGUAUUCCUAGUCUCUGGACUUCUGGGCAUCAUCGGUAGUGCCAUAGGGGCCGCCGCGGCCAACUAUCACAUGCUUGUUGCUGCUCGACUGGUACAGGGUCUUUCUGGCGCCGCCUACGAAUCUCUGGCUCUGUCGAUGAUUGGCGAUCUUUACUUUGUCCACGAGCGUGGCUUCUACAUGUCAAUCAUGACGUUCUUGCUGGCCUCCGUGUCCAACUUUGGCUCAAUUCUCUGUGGUCCCAUCACGACGCAUCUGGGGUGGAAGUACCUCUUCAACUUCUUGAUCCUCUUUGGCGGCCUGCAGACACUCCUUCAGUUUUUAUUCGUCCCUGAAACUCAAUUCCGACGCGACCACAAGUAUGACAUUGAUGAGACUGGCAAAGUUGAGAUCGAGGAUGUCAAUGCAGCACCGACAGGCAAGGAACUUGAGCCUCAGGUCAGCGUCGAGCGUCUACUCGCACGAGAACCUGCUUCAGCUCUGUUUGGGUCCUCUGGCGUCUUCACGACUUUGCCAGUCGCGUUCUGCCUCAUCAUGGGCGGAUACUUCCUGUCACUGUAUGUAAUCGUGGCAUAUCUUCUGGCGCAGUUCUUCAGUCCACCACCUUAUCUGUUCAAUGCAAGCGAGGUCGGGUAUCUCUUCGCUGGUCCAUUCAUAGGAGGACUCCUGGCGUCGACCGUCCUCAGCUUGGUCUCCGAUCCCAUCGUCAAGUGGUGUGUUCGCAAGAACAAAGGUGUUUAUGAGCCCGAAUAUCGCCUUCUGCUCUGUCCUGUCGGUCUGGUCUCGGUUGCUGGAUUCAUCGCUUGGGGCUAUGUUGUCCAACAGCAGGGGUCAUACAUCCUGGCCGCCUUUCUCCACGGCAUGGGUCUCUUUGGCAUCACCUUCGUCCUGGUUACCACGUCGAACUACAUGCUUGACUCAUAUCGAAGUAUGAGCUCCGAGAUCUUCCUCGCCAGCAUGUGCGUCAAGAACUUCCUCAUAUAG